GCGCCACAACUCGAACUGCUGGUGCAAGGCGUCAGCACUCGGGUCCAGAAGCUGGAGCGAUCCAGAGGCCAAAUCUCCAAGGAUCUCUCUGAUAUGCUUUUGGAGGUGAAGCAGCUGCAGCAAAUCGCCGGCUGUGACGAGGCAGAUGAGGACGAGGAGGAACUCAUGACGGUGGCACGGAGGGGCACACGCUUCAAGACGGUGCCGGCACCCUUGCCGCAAGUCCCAGAAGGCCGUCCUCUGACAAGAGCGCACACUGAGCGUCUUUGUCCACCACCGGGUCUCGCUUUGCCUUUGCCUGAGAGUCUCUCUGUGAAGCCCAAGGAUGUGGAUGGUGUCUCCGCUUGUCGAGUGGAAUGGCGGAUCGAUAGCAUCAAGACCAAGUUCAAGGAUUGCUUGGUCAGGCCGCUCGUAUCUCCACAGUUCGAGGCUGGUGGUCUUCCGGAAUUGCGAUUGCUCGUCUUUCCCAACCUGGGGGACUUGGAAGGCUUGACCAUGCGCGAGCAGAAGUCCAGAUAUGAGGUCCGCUUCGCCGAUGGUUCGCCCCUGAACGGAGCGUUGAAGUUCAAGGUGGUCACCGAGAUUGGAGGGAGGUUGGACAUCAAAUUCAACCUCUUCAUCGGUGACGUGGUUCAGGGGCCAGUGGAGCACAACUUUGCAGACCACGUGAUUGCCGGCUUUGAGUUCAGCAACAACUGGCUGGAAUCGAGUUCUGCUGGAUCUCUCACUGUAGGUGUGGAGGUCAUCGAGAUCAAUGGGAUAG
Molecule: messenger RNA, 763 nt
Organism: Durusdinium trenchii
Lineage: Eukaryota; Dinophyceae; Suessiales; Symbiodiniaceae
Source: the annotation of a GenBank genome assembly